Messenger RNA from Plasmodium vivax (malaria parasite P. vivax), 1299 nucleotides. RefSeq lists its product as hypothetical. The record is from RefSeq and is a predicted model, not a curated record. Lineage: Eukaryota; Apicomplexa; Aconoidasida; Haemosporida; Plasmodiidae. Gene Ontology annotation, biological process: mitochondrial electron transport, ubiquinol to cytochrome c. The transcript is spliced from 4 exons. The coding region runs from base 461 to 751 and encodes 96 amino acids.
GCGCAACAACGCAGAAUGCAUAUCAGGUUAUAAGCACUACGCCAUUUUUCUCACUUGUCAUUUUUGCGGAUUAUCCGAAUGGAGGGGGGAAAUGCGAAGGGGGCCACGAAGGUGCUCUGGCACACCCGCGGCCAUAAAUAAAACCUCGCUCUGCUGAACGUUGCAAAUGUGAAGCAUAAUUUCCAAGUGGGACACCGCCAUGUUGGGUACCGCAAAAAAGCUUAACGCCUGAGCAGCGCUCUUUUCACCGCCUCUUAACCCCCGUGAUGUUCCCGCUCUGAGGAAGAACCUUUAGAGGUGCCAACGCUUUUUUUUUUCUUCUUCCUUUUCUUCUUCACCCCUCAGCUUUAACAUGUUCCUCGCCAAAACGUUUUUCUUCUCACCACGAAAUAGUACCCAUUAUAUGACCAUAUAAACACUACGUGAAGAAAAAAAAAAAAAAACUGCUAAAUUGGAAAAGAUGGUUUUCGGAAGCCCUUUCAGUGACACCUACCCCAAGUUCAUCUGGAAAUCGCUUAGCAAGAGUAGGAAGGGCAAAGACAUUUUCAACCCCUUUUUCGUGGCCCUGAAUAAGACCAGAAUCUAUGACCACAUACUGAAGCAUAACAGCCGCUACUGGAUGUUCGUCGUAUCGGGCGGCUGCAUCACGUCUUACUUUUGGGGCGUAUGGUUUAACAACUUCUGGAAGAGGAUAAACAAGGGGAAACUUUACAUCGACUGCCCGUAUACCUACCCCGUGGAGGAAGACUGAAAUGUGCACGAGUUACUUCACCCCUUGUGGUAAGGCGUGCCCACAGUUUGCAUGUUGGCAGUGCGGCUAAGGACAACCAUGGGGGGGGAAGCCAAUCGGAGGUGCCAAUACCAAUUUGAAGGAAACAAAUAAAACAAACGGAAGAAUGGGGGGUAAACUAAUUAGCCCCUCGCUCUUUUUUUUUUUCGUUCGUCCCUGCACUUAUUGGAAGCGGCAUCGUGUGGGAUGUGUGCGUGUGGAUACACAUCGCGGUAUGCCCCUUUGUGUGCCAUCUUUUAAUCUACACACACGCUUCGCAAUGUUGGGGGUGGCGGAGGCUGUCUGCCUAAAGGGGGAAAGAUAAAUGCCCCUCCAAGUUUUGACCCACCACGCUGGAGUGAGCGCAUCAGUCGGGGGUAAACAAUCGACUGCGCCAGAAAAGGGGUAGACGCGCCGUACAGGUGAGCAGCCCAACACUGGCCACCUUCGCCACACCUCAUAAGCAAGCACAUCCUGUGCAGAAAAAUUAUGAACAGCUGGUCAGGCUAAAUAAACCAUUUUUAUUCUCA